Molecule: messenger RNA, 1419 nt
Organism: Saccharomycodes ludwigii
Lineage: Eukaryota; Fungi; Ascomycota; Saccharomycetes; Saccharomycodales; Saccharomycodaceae
Gene: TRM12
Product: tRNA(Phe) (4-demethylwyosine(37)-C(7)) aminocarboxypropyltransferase
Exons: 1
Coding region: 1-1419 (472 amino acids)
Biological process (GO): tRNA methylation; wybutosine biosynthetic process
Cellular component (GO): cytoplasm
Molecular function (GO): S-adenosylmethionine-dependent methyltransferase activity; tRNA methyltransferase activity
Source: RefSeq, a predicted model, not a curated record
AUGCCAACUCAAAUAAUAUUAAAGGAUAAGCAGCUAAUUAAAAAAUAUAAAAAUAUACUAAAUGUUUACAACAUAAAACCAAAAAUUAUAAUCAAAACAAAUUCUUUAAUUAUCUUAGAAAUUACAAUUGAUGAGUCUACUUCUGCUAAUAAAGACUUGUUUGUAACUUUGGAAAACUCCAAUAAAGAUGAUAAAAUAGAAAUAGUACAUGAUAAUAGUCCAAGUAAAAUACCUAAUACUACUAUUAUCACAGGACACAGACAAAAAAUAAAGUUGGCUGAAUUUAUCAAUUUAUAUUUCCAUGAUAAUGAACACUUGACAGAACUGAUAAAAAACCAUGUUUCAACCAAAUAUACCUUAUACCCACCAUUAAUACUAUUUAAUUAUUCUCCCGUCAAACAAAUGUUUACUAGUGAAUUAUGGGAAUCUGUUUUGUCUAAUUGCCACAGCAAUGGUGUAAAUCGAGAUUCCUUUUUUAAAAAAUUGAUUAAAAAUUGUUUUGACGACUCGAUUUACACCCAUAUAGCUAUAAAUCAGCCUAUUUUGGAAAAUGAUAGUAAAACAAAUAUAAAUGAUAAUAAAAACCUAUGGAGGAAACCUUUGAACAUUAGACCGAUAUACGGUUCAUUUUGGGAAACUGAAGAAUAUGCUAGUAAUAAUUCCCCCGAGUUAUGGAAGUCCCCUACCGAAAGAGAUUUUACUAAUGCAUUCUGGUGUCAUACUGUACAGAAUGGUAUUUAUCAAUCUUGGGCACCAUUUUUCACAAUGUUUAGUAGGGGUAAUGUUAAGGAGAAAGCUCGUAUCUUAAUAACCACAAAGACAGCAGAGGGUAAUAAUUCAUAUGCAGAUAUUGAGGGGAAUGAUGUUGUGGAUAUGUAUUGUGGGAUAGGAUAUUUUACAUUAUCAUACUUAAAAAGGAAUUGUAAUAGAAUUUUUUGUUUUGAUUUAAACCCCUGGAGUUGUGAAGGUUUGAAAAGAGCAUUGCUUAAAAAUAAAUUUGAAAAAGAUGAUAAAAAACGAUGUUAUAUAUUUAAUGAAAGUAAUGAAUAUUGUUUAAGCGAACUAGAAAAUUAUGAAAAGCAAUUUGUGAAUAAUAUUGACACAUCCAGGUUAAGAAUAAGACAUAUCAAUAUGGGAUUGUUACCUACAAGCGAAGCUAGUUGGGAGUUGGCUUUAAAAAUUGUCGCCAAACACAGUUAUGAAUUACCAAUUGUCACUUUACACAUACAUGAAAAUAUACAUAUUGAUGAGAUUGAAGGUGAAAACGGAUUUGUUAAAUGUAAAUUAUUACCUAAAUUAAAAAAUUACCAAGUAACCAUAGAAAAUAACUUUAAGGUUAACGUGACUCAUGCAGAGAAAAUCAAAACUUAUGCUCCUGAUAUUUGGCAUGUUUGUAUUGACGUAGAUAUUAUUAAAUAG